AUUUCUUGCUUGGCGACGGUAGUAUUUUCAAUAUGGCCACAUACCAAAAUGGAUAUGACGGAAGGGAACACAGAAGACGACAGUAAAUACGCAUUUCUCCUCGGUAGUGCCUUACGGAACGAUGAUUCUGAACAGUUGUUGAUGAUAUAUGACAGCCUGAUUCCCAAAUCUAUAAGUGAUCUUAGGGUUAGUGAGUAUUAUUUUUUGGCAAUAUAAAAAUGUAUAAAAUUCUUAAAUUUAUUCUUGGAAAAAAUACUUGGAUUAUGUAUUUUUCAUUUUUGUAUUUAAAAAGUAUAAGUUCUUAGUGCCACAAGGCUGUUCUUUACUUAUUAUAUUACAAUUUAAUAAUGCUAAUCUUUAUUUUAUACUUUCAUCUUAUCAUCUUCUACAGUAAAUAAGCUGUUUGUUACAAGUACAAGAAAUUGUUAUAUUUUAAAAGAUAUAGUUUAACAUGACCUAGUUAUUUCCCUUGCCUUUAUAUUCUAUUUCCGGGGUAUUUCACGAACUUUUAAAUUAUCAUAUUCAUUAUACGUCCAGGUCCUGGGCAAAAUAGUUUAGUUUCAGAGACUGGUAAAUAUCAUGCAAGUUUUCUGUGUAAUCUGUGUUUGAGCAUAUAUAAAGUUAUCUUAUUUUGUGUAUUAAGGAAUGAAAUUUCGCAAUCGGCAUUCUUGCUUUACUUGGGAUUAAGUCGUGUAAAUAUUUAAAGUAUAAACGAUAUGACGUGGGUCAUGGUGGUGGUGGUUCCUCCUACUACUCGGACUGCCUACUCGCUUGUAAUACGGUAAAUAACUUCAGACGCGGUAGCAUGCCACUUUUAAACAUACGUAUUUAUUUUUAUUGCGUGUUAAUAAAUGCGUAUUUAUUUCAUAAAGAAGCCAGUAAUUUAAAAUAUUUUGAAAGUUAGAAUGGAUAUCAUCCAAUGACGUGAUCGUAGUGGUUUAUAUGGCCUUGACUUCCCUUGUGGGCAGGGGUAUGACUAUGACUGAUUUUGACGGAGGCCGAAACUUUUGGGCCCUAUUGGGACAGCCGGUGAUAUAUUUCCCCUGCUAAGUUAGUAGCUCUAAGUCUAAGCUUAUUUUAUAGAAUAGGCUUCCAUUGUAUAUAUAGACUGCAUUUCUUUUUACAUAUAAUGUUUAGUUAAAUUUAUUAAUUAAACCAUCAAAUUGUUUCUUAUAUUUAUAUUAUAUAGUCUAUUGUAUACCCCCAAUAAUAGUAUAAGUAUAAGCAAACUCAAACAUAAUGUCUUUUUCUUUUUGUUUGUUUUUAAAUUAGGCACAGGCCUUGCAGUCUGAAUUAGGGAAAUAGUAGGCAUAAAUUAAAUCAGCUGUAAAUCUAAUUGAAAUAAUUGGCUAAUUUAAUUUUUAAUAAAACAAAUGAAGGUGUUAUUGAUCCAGUUUAGAAAUUUUUAAAACUUUUACUGGCUUUUUGUUCAGUUUGUUAUAGGGACACCUUUUCUUAACCUAUGGCCAUGGCUAUUAUUAUUGUAUUAUUAAAAUAAAUUCAUCUUGAUUAUUUUUUGGUCCCAAGCCUAUGGAAUCUGGGAGAAAGAAUAGUUCAAAUAGCCUAAGUAAUUUUAUGCUUUGACAUUUGGUAUAACAAGUGAAUUUAGGAAACUACUUAAGAAUUGAGAUUAACUAAUAACCAACCUUAUCGUAUCACAUAUUCUAGGCAAGUUUUAUGCCCGUUAUAUUGGCCUAAUCUCCAGUAAAAUUAAUUUUUUAAUCAGGCAUAAUUUCGAUGUAUUCAAAAUUAUUAUAAAAUCUCAAUACUUGAGAUUGAGUGGAUAAAGUUGAUGAUUUUUGGGCUUAGAUUUUUUAUGUCUUUUGGGUCGAUUUUCCCCCACCCCCAUAAUCAAUAAUGUGUCAAACAAUUUAGAAUCCCUAAUAAUUCAUCAUCACAAAUUCAUGCCCCAUCCCUAGAUGUUGAUGUCAUUUAUGGAUAUUAGUGAAUCUCAUAUUUAUUGAAAAGUUUAUAGCUGAAAUUGUUUUCUAAAUAAGUUCCUAAAAAUUAGUGUGGAUUUUCUAUUGCUCCUUCCCAUUCAAAUAUUGUCAGUAUGCAGGAGAAGUAGAAAACGUGAGCAUAAAAUGUAGCAGUCUGUAUUUUGUGAUUGCUUGAUUUGGAUAGUUUCUUUUAUAAGAACGGAUAAAAUUUUCUGCUGAAAUAAGUAUUUAGAUUUUUGUUCUUUUUUUGCCAUGAUUUGAAAAUUUGUGAUGCUUUAUGCAAUUUCAAUUUCUUUAAUUUUUUAAUUCCUUGACAAUCUUUAUUCAAUUUCACAUUCAUUGCAAUGACAAUACUGUAAUGUAAAAUGCUGCCAUUUGAUUACAUAAACAUAUUUAUAGUGCAAUUAAAGUAAUAUGUUCAAGGUAGUUUGAUGAGGAAAGAAUUUUUUAUUUUAUUUUUAAAAAUAAAAAAUGUUACUUGACUAACUCAAUAAAUUAAUUUUUUUUUCAAGUGCCUGAAUUUAUUUAUUAUUUUUUAAUAUUAAGAUCUAUAAUUAGUUAUUUGGAUAGAGAAAUAGAAUUGAGGAAGACUUGAAACCAAUGUUAUUAUGUUCUUUCUGGUGUAAUAAAUUGCAUAGUUCAUCUGAAAGCACAUAUCUUAUCAUGGCAAAGAUGUUUGACUUGAAUAGUAUUAUUAACAAGGCCUAGUAUUUUAAUACUGAGCUGAUAAUAAGUUAAUAUACAAGUAACUCUUAUCUACCUGGAUAUGGGCGUUAAUUUUUUGAUAAACUUUUUUUCCAUAUUCAUUAACAGAAAAUAUAUUUUUUUGUUAUUCUAUUUUUUAGAAAGUGGUAUUUAGAUUUUACAAACUUUAAACUAUUUUUAAAACUAAUUUUUGUUUGUUAAUGUGUUUAAAAUGUAUAGGUAAUAAGUCACAUGGCCAUAUUUGUAUUAUCCAUGAGCCUUUGGCUACCAAAUGAGUUUUUCAAACUGUACUCAACCCAGAUACCUUUUUGCCUUAAUCAUUACUAUUUUAACUUUUAUGAAAGGCCUGUGUUUGAUAUGUUUAAGUGAAAAGAUUUGAAUAUUAUUUUGGGGGGAAAUGAUAAUCAUUUUCAACUGAUUAUCCAUUUUGAAGGCCUUUGUAUUAAAUGUAUAACACUUUGGCAAAGACAAGAAACAGUUUAUCAGUAGUUGGCACUUGCAACUCCAUAUUUUAAACUAAGAAUGCAACUGAUUUUUAAAUUAAAAUGAUUUAUGUUGUUAAUUUUGUUCUGUUUCAGAAAAAGGUGAACUAAAUCAUCAUUUUGUAGUGUUGACUAUCAGUGCGAAGAUUUUUUAAUCAGCAAUUAGGGUAGUCACAUUUGCAUAAAUAGAGAUACAGUGCUAAAAUAUUACUCUUAGUGGUCAAUAUUUGUAUUAAUAAUAACGGUACUUUUUAUAAAUGACCACAUUUAUAUGCCAGCAACACAUCUAAAUUUCACAAUGAUUGAAAUGCUGAUAUAGGUAUUAGACAUUUUCUUUUCAAAAAGCAUCAAUUUUACAACGAUUAAAAGGCGGAUAUUUAAAAAAAAAUUAAGGACCAUAAAGUGAAUAUUUAUUUUUGUAAUGUUUGUCUUGUUUUGAAAUCAUUGAAAGGUUAUGUUAGUCUGUUUUUCAUCUAAUUGUGGUGGUGUUGAUAUUUCACUUCUUUGAUACAUUAUAAAUUAAAUAAACAGCUAAUUUUCUUUUAAUAUGCUCAAGUCACAUAGAGAAACAAUUGAAUUUUGUUUCUGAAAUAAAAUUAGUCGGAAAACCAAAUUUUUUCAUUUUUAUCUUCUUAGUGUUUGAUAAAAGAUAUCUUACAUAAAAUUUUGGGGGGGGGGGGGGGGGGAGAUUUUUUUAUAAAAUUAAAAAAAAAUAAAUUUUUUUUUUUAAAAAAAGGGGUUUUUGAAAAAAACGGGCUUAGAUUGCUUUAUAACAUCAAAUACUUUAGAGCUGACGCAUUACAGUUAUAUUUUGUUCUCAGGUGUCACAAGAAUUCUCUAGAUGAAGAAAAAAACAUGUAAAAUCAAAAUUUAAAUUAUUAAGGUAUUUCAGGCUUUCUACCGAGAAUGUUAUUUCAUGAUAUAACUCAUAGCUAGAUGAUUUUAAAAAAAACAUUUGACAUGAUAAAUUAUUUAUCUUCUUAUUUUUUUAAAAAUACAGCUUCAAUCAAUUAAAGAGGGUGCAAGACAAGUAUCUGAACUGCCUGACCAUGAGUUUAACAAACUAGUCAUCAACGCAAGAACUUUCAGUCUGGCUCCAGGUCGGUCCAGCAUGAAUCAAUAUAAUCGAAGGAGUACUACACCUCCUACUAACCUUCUACAAAAUGAUAUUAGCAGUUCUUGUAUUGGUAGUGGUACGGACUUAAACCUGAAAUCCCCCAUUCUACUUCAUAGUUCUUCUCCAAAGUUGAGCAGAUCAUUUCAAGAUGAAGACUCUGGUCUGGCCUCGUGUAAGUUCUCUGAAAGCCUUGUGGGAGAAGCCAACGAGGAGGAUCGAACUGGAGCCGAUGACAUUCUGUUACAUUGUCAAACCAACCACGUGAGAAUAACACCAACAUUUAACCCUCCAUACGAUGAAGAGGUUAAAAUAGACUCCAGCACUGGGGACUCAUCCAUUGAGUCCCCACGUAGUGAGACUUCUGUCACUCACGAUGAAUACAACCUUAUGGAUGAGGGCACAGAGAUGGAAACACUGUCUUACAAAGAAACGCCACAGCUUUGUGAGAGUGUUCCUCCAAGACAGCCUACAAGCAGCAGGAGUAAUCAUGAGAGAAACUAUUGGGAUUACAUGCCUCAGAACAAUGUUAAAGAGCUGUCUGAUGAUGAAUCUGAUGAUCACCCAUACCAAAAGCAGCCUGUAGAUAAGUCUAUCAACAUUGAUCAGUAUACCAGAUUGGAAAAAGAUCAGCCAUUAUAUAAUGGCACAAGCUUUAGCUUUGAUGACUCUAUAAGAAUGGGUCAUCAUAAAGGUGAGUUGUAUUACAUUCAGCAACAUAGGCACAUUUUUGUAUUGAUAUUUUUAAAAAAGGGAUGGGGUGGGAGAUCAUAUAAAUGUUACUCUUGUUUCUUAGUUUAUCAGUUUAUCCAUUGAUAUCCUAAUGCUGCUUUAAAAUAUUUUUUUUAUCCUUAAGGCAGAACAUACUUAUAUUUUAAAAAAUUUAUUUAAAAAUUUUUUUUAAAAUCUUCAGAUAGUCAAAAUGCAGUGGACCAACUAAAUCUUGGUUUACUUGAUGUCAAUGGUAAUCCAAAACAGAAAGACUUGACAUAUUAUUCACAGUUGCGUAAAUCUCCAGGGGGAGCAGAAAAUGCGUCACUGGGAACUGCUAUUCUAAGCAGCAGUGCUCGCAGUGCAUUGUCUGGCACAGAAGGAACUAGACAGCGCAAGCACCGGCCCAAGAAAGACCCGGUCAUCUUAGCAGAGACUGUUUCUGACUACAAGGGAAAUUUGCCCCUUGAAGAUAUUUUAUUCUUCAUAAAUGGAAAAGUUGCUGACAAAGAACUUUCUAAAGAAACUCCUACUAGUAAUGGGGCAGCCAAGAUGGAAAGUAAAACAAAAAAGAAACAGGAUCGAAAUAACAAAAAAGAAAAGCAUGGUUCUUUUUCAGAGGAAAAGAAAGAUGAAGGUACCAGUAAUUAAGUUGUUGUGUGUUUAAAAGAGCGUUUUAUUGCUCAACUCACUAUUAUUUGCUGGAGUCAGUGGGACGAAAAUAGACAUGCCAUCUUUGGUUUGGUUGAAUAAAGGAAAAUUACUUGUCUAUUUAUUUUUGUUUUCACCUAUUAUGUUCAAAUUUAGCUUUAAUUUUUUUAAAGAGUAUUUGUGAAGUUUAUCCACCUGUGAGUUGAUCCUUUCAUUACCAUAUGACGAAUGGGAAAAUAUUUUUGCAAUGCUUAUUUGUUAGUUAACUUCCUAUAUGGAUAUAUUUUGUAAUCUCUCAAUUAGUUAACUUAUAUUUAUUUCAAUUCAAUUUUUAUUUUAAAUUAAAACGUCCUGUUAAAUUUUCCCAUUUCAGGGAAAGUUCAAACAAAUGCAGCAGACAUUAGCAGUGAGCUCAUGGCAGUUUCUUCAGCAUCUGCUAUUCAUUCAAGCGAUGCAGGUGCCAAAACUGAUGGAGGCAAUUUCAUUUCUAAUCUCAAAACCGAUGAUUUUGAAGUUUUUAAACCUGCAGAAAAAUCCAAUGACUUAGGAGAACAUUCUAAUUUAGG
Lymnaea stagnalis (great pond snail) is the source of this 6169-nucleotide messenger RNA. The record is from the annotation of a GenBank genome assembly. Lineage: Eukaryota; Metazoa; Mollusca; Gastropoda; Lymnaeidae.